Oryza brachyantha (malo sina) is the source of this 1923-nucleotide messenger RNA. Its product is annotated as beta-glucosidase 22-like. Lineage: Eukaryota; Viridiplantae; Streptophyta; Magnoliopsida; Poales; Poaceae. The transcript is spliced from 13 exons. Bases 37 to 1653 code for a protein of 538 amino acids. Gene Ontology annotation, molecular function: beta-glucosidase activity. The record is from RefSeq and is a predicted model, not a curated record. Gene Ontology annotation, biological process: carbohydrate metabolic process.
GGAGGGAGGUAGGUAGGAGUAGGCAAGCAAGUAGCCAUGGCCACCUGCUCCUCUUCUGCUAACUCUACCGGCUGGCUUCUCUCUCUCUUCUUCUUCUUCUUCUUCCUCCUCCUCCUCCUGAUCCUGCCGGCGCCGCCCGUUGCGCCAUGGCGAUCAGGCUCAGGCGAGGUGGCGGCGGCGGCGAGAGCUCUCAACUUCACGAGGCAGGAUUUCCCGAGGGACUUCGUCUUUGGGGCCGGCACCUCAGCUUACCAGUAUGAGGGGGCUACAGAUGAAGAUGGAAGGACCCAAAGCAUCUGGGACACUUUUACUCAUGCAGGGAGGAUGUCCGACAAGAGCACGGGUGACCAGGCCGCCGGCGGCUACCACAAAUACAAGGAGGAUGUCAAGUUGAUGAGUGAUACUGGCUUGGAGGCCUACCGGUUCUCCAUUUCUUGGUCUAGGCUUAUUCCAAGAGGAAGAGGAUCCAUCAAUCCUAAUGGGCUCGAGUACUACAACAACCUGAUAGACGAGUUGGUUAGCAGGGGGAUUGAGAUUCAUGUGACUCUCUACCAACUGGAUUUCCCCCAAAUUCUUGAAGAUGAGUACCAUGGCUGGCUCAGCCCAAGGGCCAUCCAGGACUUCACGGCGUACGCAGACGUGUGCUUCAGGGAGUUCGGCGACCGCGUGAGGCACUGGACCACCCUGGACGAGCCCAACGUGAUCGCCCUCGCUGCCUACGACGGCGGCGGCUUCCCGCCGUGCCGCUGCUCGCCGCCGUUCGGGGCCAACUGCACCGCCGGCGACUCCACCGUGGAGCCGUACGUCGUCGCUCAUAACCUCAUCUUGGCGCAUGCCUCAGCUGUCAGGCUGUACAGGGACAAGUACCAGGUUAAGCAGAAGGGCGUCGUUGGUAUCAACCUCUACAGCUACUGGUCCUACCCGUUCUCGCCCAGCUCUGCAGACAUCCAAGCAACUCAGAGAGUCCUGGACUUCACGAUCGGUUGGAUACUGGACCCCUUGGUGUAUGGAGACUACCCUGAAAUCAUGAAGAAGAGAGCCGGGUCCAGGAUCCCAUCCUUCACAAAAGAACAGUCUGAGCUCAUCCGUGGGAGUGUUGAUUUCAUUGGUAUCAACCAUUACACGUCGGUGUACAUCGGCGACGGAUCAAGCAGAGAAAAGACCAACCUUCGGGACUACAAAGCUGACAUGGCUGUAAAAUUCAGAGUUUUGAGGAAUGAUACACCGUCUGAUAAGCUCCUAACCGAACCGAAGGGGCUGCAAUGUAUGCUGGAAUACCUCAGGGACGCAUACCAAGCCAUUCCUGUUUAUGUUCAAGAAAAUGGUUCUGGGCAGCCCUCUAAGGACGAUUCGCUCAAUGACACUGAAAGAGUGGAGUACUUGAGUCUCUACAUGGGGAGCACGUUAGCUGCACUAAGGAAUGGAGCUAAUGUGAAAGGUUACUUUGUUUGGUCAUUCCUGGAUGUGUUUGAGCUGCUAGCAGGAUACCGUACGCGAUUUGGCCUGCACUUUGUCAGUUUUGAGGAUCCCAGCCUUCCCAGGCAGCCAAAGCUCUCUGCUCACUGGUACUCCAAGUUCCUGAAGAGUGAAAUUGGGAUUAACAUUGGAAACAUGAUUAGUCCCGAUGAGGAUGAUGAGCAUGCUGAUAUCUGAGCUUGUCAGGUGUGCAUGGUUUUUGGCUGAGGAAGAAGAAGAAACAAGGACACUGACUGUCAUGAUAUUCAGUUGGAAGAAAUGUUUCUUUGAUAGGUUUGUUAUUGUUUGCCAUUUCUCACACUUAGAAGUUGAAUAAUCAGAUGGAACAAAGACAAGUCUAUAGUUAAAUACUGAUUGUCCGCUGAUGUCUGAAUAAAACCUCAUUUCAAGUUAUGCAAACGAAUUAUCGGAAUGUCGCAUGUGAUUAUCCCAAGUUUCUCUCCAGAA